Molecule: messenger RNA, 600 nt
Organism: Lycium barbarum (goji berry)
Lineage: Eukaryota; Viridiplantae; Streptophyta; Magnoliopsida; Solanales; Solanaceae
Exons: 1
Coding region: 1-600 (199 amino acids)
Source: RefSeq, a predicted model, not a curated record
AUGGAUAAAUACGUGACUAAGUUGUACAUUGGACAACCAAGUUCUAGUAGCCGUCCAUCCCUUAAUUCACAUAUAGCUCCGGAAAUUCAAAGAGAGACAAUUUCACCCCCUUCUUCAAAUGUUGAUUGUAGUCUUGAGUUGGGCUCUCUUGAACGUGAUCCUAAAGAAAGAAGACCCAUUUUUCAGUUUAGUCCUAAUAUUCGAGAUAAAGUGAGGAGAUAUUAUAUUAAGAUGGGGCCUUAUCAACCGGAACUGAAACUAUUUCCUAAAACUAAGUUUGGGGACAAGAUGCGUCAAUUUAAUCCUGAUUGGUAUAAGCCUCUAUAUUCUGGUUGGUUGGAAUAUAGCAUAAAAGAUGCUGCUGCAUUUUGUUUGUGUUGUUAUUUGUUCAAGAAUGAAUUUGAAAGUCGUGGUAAUGUGGGGAGAGCAUUUGCAGACGAUGGUUUUAGGAGUUGGAACCAUGGUCCGGCGAGACUUAAAUCACAUGUUGGUGAAGUAAAUAGUACUCAUAAUAAAUGUUUCAAUAGGAUGCUAGAUUUGAAAAAUCAACGUCAAUCAAUUCGAGCUUCUUUUUCCAAACUCAAUGAGAAAGACGAGUGA